Molecule: messenger RNA, 1311 nt
Organism: Nelumbo nucifera (sacred lotus)
Lineage: Eukaryota; Viridiplantae; Streptophyta; Magnoliopsida; Proteales; Nelumbonaceae
Product: nucleic acid binding/RNA binding protein
Biological process (GO): mRNA processing
Cellular component (GO): cytoplasm; nucleus
Molecular function (GO): RNA binding
Source: RefSeq, a predicted model, not a curated record
AGCAAACGUUAUUUGCGAAGCCUUCUCUGAUUUGCUCCCAUUUCCUUCGCUCUUCCAUCCUGCAAUUCUUAUUUGUUGGCCGCUAGAAAGAGACAAGGUUAGAGAGAGAGAGGGAUGCAAGGAAGCGAGGAGCUUAGCAUCGAUGAACUUGCUUCAAACCUUUCUACUUACAAGGAACAGCUUCAACAGGUUAGAAAACUGUUGGCUGAUGACCCUGGGAAUUCUGAAUAUGCUGACAUGGAAAAGGAGCUUGAGGAGGUGAUUGCACUGACAGAGGAACUCUUUGCAACUGCAAAGCAAAAUGAGUCUUCUGGAUUGGAUACUGGGGCAGAUGGUGGUGCAUCUCCACAUCAGAACCAGUCUGAGGAGCCUUCUCAUUAUGACAUGGCAUUGAGCAACAGCUCGGAAUCAUAUGAUAAGCUUCCUGUUGGCACAAAAGUUCAAGCUGUUUGGAGUGAAGAUGGGGAAUGGUAUGAUGCAACAAUUGAGGCACUUGCUCCAAAUGGAUAUUAUGUCUGCUAUGAUGGAUGGGGGAAUAAAGAAGAGGUUGAUCCUAGCAAUAUAAGGCCAAUCCAAGGAGUAAAUGCUUUGCUAGAAGCUGAGAGAGAAGCUGAAGCUACAAAACAGGCCAUCAAACGAAAAAUUGCACAAUCUGCUGUUGCUGAUUUUCAAUCACGAAGUUUACCAGCAAAGCUUCGUAUAGAUCCUAGUGACCCAGAAGAUGUGAAAGCUGCUAAGCGAAAGAAGAUACAUGCCUUUAAGUCGAAAGUCCGACUUGAGCAACUUGAGGUCACACAAAAUAAGAGACAGAAUGCAUGGCAGCAAUUCCAGACAACCAAAGGCCGUGCUAAGAAGAUUGGAUUCUUCUCGGGGCGCAAACGUGAGAGUAUCUUCAAGUCUCCAGAUGAUCCUAGGGGCAAGGUUGGUGUGACCGGCAGUGGCAAGGGAUUGACAGAAUUCCAGAAGAGGGAAAAGCAUUUGCACCUAAAGGGACAAGGCGUGGAAUCAGAAGAUUAAGUUUCCUCUUACCUAUUUCUCUGCUCUCUUCCAUGGCACCAUUUCAGGUUCCUCCAUCUCUGCUCCUAGAGAAAACUCUGAAGCAAACAGAAAGGAGAGAGGAAUCAGUAAGGGGGACGUAGAAAGUAAAAAAAAAAAAACCAUGCACACAACGUACGUGUAAUUUUAACAGACACUGUUUGAUCUUUUUAGCUACUGUUAUUCAUCUAAUCAGAUAUAAUCUCUGUUUGACAUCUUGCAUUUCAGGAUUCCGCUGUAAAUGCCUGAAUUUGCUUCUUGACUAGUUAUUUUUCA